AUGGGUAAAGCUACCACUAGAAAGAGAUUUAACACUUCCAACAACUCAACGGAAAAACAAGUUUCUGCAUCUGCGGCAAAUACUGUUUUUAAAUUCAAUACCAAUUUGGGUCAGCAUAUUUUAAAAAAUCCACUAGUGGCACAAGGUAUUGUAGACAAAGCACAAAUUCAACCAAGCGAUAUAGUACUGGAAAUUGGUCCAGGUACAGGUAAUUUAACAAUGAAAAUAUUGGAAAAAGCACGUAAAGUUAUAGCUAUUGAAUUUGAUCCAAGAAUGGCUGCCGAAUUAACUAAAAGAGUACAUGGUACCAUAUAUGAAAAAAAAUUAGAAAUUAUAUUAGGUGAUUUUAUUAAAUUGGAAAAGUUGCCUUAUUUUGAUGUAUGCAUUUCCAAUACGCCGUAUCAAAUUUCAUCGCCAUUGGUUUUUAAAUUGAUCAACCAAGUGCCGGCCCCACGUUGCUGUAUAUUAAUGUUUCAAAGAGAGUUUGCUCUUAGAUUACUAGCUAGACCUGGCGAUCCAUUAUAUUGUAGAUUAAGUUGUAAUGUGGCUAUGUGGUGUAAUGUUACUCAUGUAAUGAAAGUUGGUAAAAAUAAUUUUAGACCGCCACCAAAAGUGGAAAGUAGUGUUGUUAAGAUUGAGAUGAAACAGCCUAAACCAAAUAUAGAUUAUAAUGAAUGGGAUGGCUUGUUAAGAAUACUUUUUGUCCGUAAAAAUAGAACUAUCAGUGCUGAAUUUAAAAGUAAUACUAUUUUGGAAUUAUUGGAAAAAAAUUACAAAGCUUAUAUGUCUAUCCAUGGCGGAGACGAUAACAAUAUGGAUUUAGAUGAUACCAAUAAUAGUGUUAAAGAUAUUAUAAAGGGCAAGAUUGACACUGUUUUAAAUGAAACUCAGUUGAGCGAUAAAAGGUCUCAGAAAUUGGGCCAAAAUGAUAUAUUGAAGUUGUUGUAUGCUUUUAAUCAAGUUGGUAUUCAUUUCGCGUGA
Molecule: messenger RNA, 981 nt
Organism: Saccharomycodes ludwigii
Lineage: Eukaryota; Fungi; Ascomycota; Saccharomycetes; Saccharomycodales; Saccharomycodaceae
Gene: DIM1
Product: putative dimethyladenosine transferase
Exons: 1
Coding region: 1-981 (326 amino acids)
Biological process (GO): rRNA methylation
Cellular component (GO): mitochondrial matrix
Molecular function (GO): rRNA (adenine-N6,N6-)-dimethyltransferase activity
Source: RefSeq, a predicted model, not a curated record